Molecule: messenger RNA, 1389 nt
Organism: Rhizophagus irregularis DAOM 181602=DAOM 197198
Lineage: Eukaryota; Fungi; Glomeromycota; Glomeromycetes; Glomerales; Glomeraceae
Biological process (GO): circadian behavior; adult locomotory behavior; modulation of chemical synaptic transmission
Cellular component (GO): cytoplasm
Molecular function (GO): protein binding
Source: RefSeq, a predicted model, not a curated record
AUGGCAACUAGAGGAUAUUCGUUAGUACAAGAUUUUGGAUCAUUAAUAAAUAAUCCUAAAUAUAGUGAUAUAGAAAUUUUAUGUGAGGAUGGAAAAAAAUUAUAUGGUUGUAGAGCUAUUUUAGCAGCGAGAUCAGAUGUGCUUAACGGCUUGCUUUAUAAUGGUAUGAGGGAAAGCUACGAAAAUCAAAUUUCUUUUCCAACAAUUAAUUCCGUUGGAAUGGAAAUUAUAUUAGAAUAUGUUUAUACAGGUUCUGUUAAAGAAGAGUCCUUAAAUCAAAAUAAUAUUAUUGAGGCUUAUUAUGCCGCUGAUUAUUUCCAAUUACUAGAUUUACAGGGUAUCAUUAUUAAGAUGGUACAGAAUUUUAUAGAAAAGGAUAACAAAGAAAACCAAAAAAAUUUUUCUCCUGAGUUGUUGUCCAAAGUUGCAGAAAUAAUUCCAUCAUUAGCAGAAAAUGAUGAUGCCCUUAUUAAAUUAUUAUUUGAAGCAGUAGCAACUACGCCAUUAAAUACCAUUGAAUUUGGUCGAUUAUCUUUUUCAGCCCUACACCACCUUUUGUUCCAUAUACAUGGAAAAGAUAAAUCAUUCGCAACGCCAGAAUAUGAGGUCUUGCGUUAUGGUGCUAUUUUGGCGGCGGAAAAAGUAAAUAAUAAUAACUAUAUAGCUCUCAUAGGAUGCCUACCAACCUUAAAGCAAAUAGAAGAAGAAUCAGUCGACAUGAAUAAAACGUUUGUUAUUAGUUGCAAAAAUAUUUCUAAAGAAUUGAAACCUUUAAUUAAAUAUAUUGAUUUCAGGCGAAUUGAAGGACAAAUAUUAGUUGAGAUCAUUGAACCACUAAAAAUUAUUUCAGAAGAUAUCAUUAUAAAUGCUCUCCGUUAUAUUAAGUCAAAUAAUCCAGACUUAUAUUAUAUUCGUGGAAUACCAUCGUGUUAUAAAUCUGCUUAUGUUUGGGAUAAAUGUGGAUCAAAACUUGUAAUUGAGGAUAAUGGAAGAGUUGUACGCGCGCAGGAUGAUAUUAAUUCAUUCCAAGCAGCGACAACUAAAUGGGGAAUAGAAAGUGAAGGAAUUUAUGAAUGGAACGUCAUUGUUGAGAAAACUAAUGAUAAUAUUUGUAUUGGAUUUGGUGGAUUAUCCAAAUCUCAAGAAAAUAAAUUUAUGUUAAGGUCUGAUGGUAUUUGUAAUGGUUCCGUAAAUUUAAGUUAUUGUCCAUCAUUUAAGGAUGGCACGAAAAUUACUGUUCAUCUAGAUACGAAUAAAGGAACUUAUGCUUUUACAGUCGAUGGUAUAAAGUAUCCGAAGGUAUCAAAUUGGCGUAAUUUCCCAGAUAUUAUUUAUCCAAUGGUAAUGUUGCGUAGUCCCUGUCGACUUCGAAUUGAAGAGUUUUGGUAA